Molecule: messenger RNA, 636 nt
Organism: Rotaria socialis
Lineage: Eukaryota; Metazoa; Rotifera; Eurotatoria; Philodinida; Philodinidae
Source: the annotation of a GenBank genome assembly
AUGAAAAAGUUGUUCUUAUAUAAUUUGGAACAACCGGGGGAGCGUAACAAUGUGUCAGGUGUCAGACUUUGGCAUUGUGCAGGAGCAACAGCUCUGAAUGAUGCCCUCGAUCGAGCUGCAAAAACAUAUCAAAACACAGGAAAGCUUCAACGGAAUGAACUACUGAUUGCUCAUCUGGACGAUGAUGAUACUUGGCAUCCAUAUCAUCUGCAGAACUUAGUUGAUAUUUAUCAUCGCUUUCCGUCCGUGCAUUUUGCUUGGAGUAAAGGCUAUUUUUGUGCAUCACGUGCAGGUGCCAUCAAAUAUCCGUACACACAAUUACCUGACACCGUAAAUAACAUGCCACCGACAAGUGGAAUGACAUUACACUCGACAGUUUCAUGGAAGAUGAAGACCUUUCUCUCUUUUCGUUAUCGGAGGGAUUGGGAGUUUGUAAAUGAAUCCUAUCAACCUGCUGAUGGGGAUAUGUGGCAGCGGAUGUCCCAUUUCAUGAGAGCAAAUAACAUAAGCUACUAUCAUACGUCUCUUACUACUGUCGAACAUUUGGAAGAAGGAGGAUCAAAGCCUUGCACUAAAGCAGACAAUGAGUCAGUCUGGUACCCAGAUCAAUUAUUCAUGAAGAACGAAAAGAUAUAA